Cucurbitaria berberidis CBS 394.84 is the source of this 833-nucleotide messenger RNA. RefSeq lists its product as uncharacterized. Gene Ontology annotation, molecular function: RNA binding. The transcript is spliced from 3 exons. The record is from RefSeq and is a predicted model, not a curated record. Lineage: Eukaryota; Fungi; Ascomycota; Dothideomycetes; Pleosporales; Cucurbitariaceae. The coding region runs from base 187 to 546 and encodes 119 amino acids.
AGUAACACUUCUUUCACCUCCAUCAGGUGCCGUUCCUUUGACAAAACUUUCACAACCUUUCAAGCGCAGUCGCAUUAGCUUCUCGAGCUAUAUAGCCAAAGCAGUCACUGGAACGUUCUGACACGGACACAUUAAUUAACCUUGCAUUCCUAGUAUACUACCACAGCCUCGAUUCCUAUAGUAGCCAUGUCCGACGCCGAGAUCGAGCAGAAGCGCGAGGAAGAUGAGCGUCUUGAUACCGCAGAAGACCCAACUGAGGAGGAGGAGAUCUCUGCGAUGAGACGACGCGUACAAGAGAUGGAGGAGGAAGCACAGAAGCUGCGCGAAAUGCAGCAAUCGCUCGACCACGAACGGCACGAGAUGCGCGAAAGCAAAGAAGACGUCGAUGCGCGAAGCGUCUUCGUUGGAAACGUGGAUUAUGGGGCGAGCCCUGAAGAGAUCCAAGCACACUUCCAGAGCAUCGGCAGCAUAAACCGCGUCACAAUUCUGCUCGACAAGUUCACAGGACAUCCUAAAGGGUUAGUACCAAGAGGAGGUUUUCUUUGAAGAUACACACAAGUUUGCUCCUGACAAGGUCGUUCUUGAUCGACUGCUCCAUGUAGCACCAAGCGCACAACGAUAUGCGCGACGUCAGCGCCACAGUUGCCUUGACGCGCAUUUGACUCAGUCAUUCCCCGCAAAGAUCAUCUUUCGCUACCUGGCAAGAGCUUGGCAGUAAGAUCGGAACGCUAAUGAGCGUCUGCAGGUAUGCGUAUGUAGAGUUCACUGAACCACACCUGGUCAAUGAGGCCCUUGUGCUCGACAACAGCCAGUUCCGCAGCAGGAACCUCAAG